AUGGAGGGCAUGUUCUACAAUGUGACCGGUGGCUACGUCGAAGGCAUCGUACGAGGCUACCGCAACCAGCUGCUCACCGGCCAGAACUAUGGCAACCUGACACAAUGCGAAACGAUCGAUGAUGUCAAACUACAACUCGGACCUUCAUAUGGCGACUACCUUGCGAGCUUACCGCCCAACCCAUCCACUUCCGCCCUCGCAGACAAGACCAUGGACAAGCUCGUCGCCGAGUUCCGCUACCUCCAGGCAAAUGCAACUGGCAGCCUCGCAAAGUUCAUGGAAUACCUGACCUACGCCUACAUGAUCGACAACGUCGCCCUCCUCAUCACCGGCACCCUCCACGAACGCGACACACGAGAACUCCUCGAGCGGUGCCACCCCCUCGGCUGGUUCGAGACCAUGCCCGUCCUCUGCGUUGCCACGAACAUUGAAGAGCUGUACAACUCAGUCCUCAUCGAAACACCACUCGCGCCGUACUUCAAAGGCAGCUUGAGCCAUCAAGAUCUGGACGAGCUGAACAUCGAGAUCAUCAGGAAUACGCUGUACAAGAACUACCUGGAGGACUUUUACAAGUUCGUCAACGAAGAGCCGGGCAUUGCAGGUACACCGACGCAGGAGGUCAUGAACGAGGUGCUGGAGUUCGAGGCAGAUCGGAGAAGCAUCAACAUCACGCUCAACUCGUUCGGCACGGAGCUGAGCAAGCAGGACCGGAAGAAGCUGUACCCUAACUUUGGGCGACUGCAUCCGGAGGGUACGUUGAUGCUUUCGAGGGCGGAUGAUGCGGAGGGUGUGAGGAUAGCGGUGGAUGGUGUGCAUGACUACAGGACGAUGAUGGACCAGACGGGUAUGGGUGGUGGGAGUGGGCUGGGCAACCAGUCUGGUGGAAUUGGUGGCGACGAGGGUAAGAGCCUGGAAGAUCUGUUCUACCAGAAGGAGAUGGAGAUUUCGAAGAUCGCGUUUACCUAUCAGUUCACGCAUGCGGUGGCGUAUGCUUGGGUGAAGCUGAAGGAGCAGGAAAUACGGAACAUCACGUGGAUCUCGGAAUGUAUUGCUCAGAGCCAGAAAGACCGGAUUGGGAACUAUAUCAGCGUGUUCUAA
Molecule: messenger RNA, 1098 nt
Organism: Saxophila tyrrhenica
Lineage: Eukaryota; Fungi; Ascomycota; Dothideomycetes; Mycosphaerellales; Extremaceae
Gene: VMA6
Product: H(+)-transporting V0 sector ATPase subunit d
Exons: 6
Coding region: 1-1098 (365 amino acids)
Biological process (GO): proton transmembrane transport; vacuolar acidification; vacuolar transport
Cellular component (GO): fungal-type vacuole membrane; proton-transporting V-type ATPase, V0 domain; vacuolar proton-transporting V-type ATPase complex
Molecular function (GO): proton-transporting ATPase activity, rotational mechanism
Source: RefSeq, a predicted model, not a curated record